AUGCCGUCGGAGAACAAGAAUGCCUCCUCAUGUACCGAGGCUAGGAGUUCCUCGACAGUUACUGGGGGCCGCACAAAGGCUCCAGUACCUGCUCAAGAUGGCUCGGCGGCUUCCCCAGCAGCAGCCGUUGUUUCAGCGGAAGGUGAUGAGCUCCUGAAACGUAUACAGUCUGCCCUAGAGGAAGAUGACAGCGUGGAUCUGCUGCUUCCAUCUUUGACGGCACUGCAAGUAAUCCCCAACACGGGUGGAAGUGGAGCAGUGCAACAGAAAGCCGGUGCAGCACAGGCCCGCGAUAGCAACGGUUCCUUCUCGAAUAUGCUGCAGACUGGAGGCUCACAGAGCAGCACAAGCAGCAGGAGCAGUAGGGAGGCAACUGUGGCUCUUGAUGAUCACAGUACGAGGUCACGUAACUUGGGGUUAGGUCUUGCUGCUUUGCACAAGAUGCAGCAGCGCAUGGUGCAGGAGCAACAGCAGCAGAAGCAGGAUACGACAACAGGAAUAGUCCAACCGAAUGAUUAUUUAGAAGGCUGUUGGCCUCAUUCCCCGAAUGCCCCCAUCACUGCUACAGGCGUAGCCAGCAGUGGUGGACCGUUGGGAAACGCCGUUUCUUCUGGAAGCAUCGAAGCUGAAGUCUCUGCACCCGUGAAUGUCGAUGCGGAGGGUGCAGCAGCCUCAGCGAAAACAGCGAAAGCAGCGAUUUCGGGACAAACACAAACGGGAGAUCAUGCGUCUUGCGUGCUCGAAGCAACGAUUGUCAGGCCUAAUGGAAGUGCUUAUGCGGAGCGACAAACGAUGAUGGCCCUGCACGUUAGUGAGUGCCAAAGGCUUUCAAGUACAACUACGGCGACAGCGGAAACUGGAGCGGCUCAGAGUGUUGCAGCAGAGGGUUUAGAUGCAUUACCGGUAGCUACGGAAUCCGCGGAGGCUGGAAUUCUGGCUGGAUCUUUGGGCUCUUUAGACGUGGCUGCUAUCCCAGUUUGCGUUCCCAGGUGCACGGCAGAUGAGGCGUUGGCACAGGGUGCUGGACGCGCUGUGGAUCCUGAGGAGGCAGCAAUGCGUGCUGAAGCAGCAGCAAUGAGUGACUUGGUCGGCAGUCUGAAGCAGCAGCUGCAGCAGGUGCUGCAGCAACAGCAGGAGCCUGAGGGACGUCAUUCAGCUAUAGAUGCACUGGGGAAGAUGGAGCAGCGCCUUCGCCUGGCCCUUGAGGCUGUCGACUAUGACGUUGCUGUGUUGCAUCGGGAAGCAGAAGCAACAGCAGCAGCAGCAGUUCCUCCCGUGGGCUCUUCAACAGCAGCACGCUCGAGUCACCAGUCGGACGAUUUCUCGUCGCAGCCGCAGCUGAACCGCGACACGGAGGCCUCUCAGGGGGACGAUGGAGAAAUGGAGGAUGAGGAGGGCUUUAAGAGCAUGGAGUCUAUGGAAGACAGCAGUGCAGCAGCAGCUGCUGCUGCUGUUGCUGCUGCUGCAGCCGCCGCUACUGCAGGUGGAGCUGCAGCAGCGGGUCUGUGGUCUAACCCCUGUAGGGCCCUGCUGCGGGCUGCGCUACAGUCGGCCGGGAGGCAUUUGCCUAAGGGGAGGCGAAGAGGCGCGCGGGGGGGGCCUAGAGAAUGGGGUGAAGCUGCAAGGUACCGUCCCCCUCUGGAUGUCCUAUGCCUUGCUGCGUCUCAGACAAAAGCUGAGUGCAGCCUUACGCCCGAUGAGGCAACAGCAGCAGCCGCUGCCGCCGCUGUUGCAGCUACGGCUGCUGUCGCCAGCGGAUCUGAUGCAGCAGCAGCGGCUGCAGCAGCCGAGGUGCUGCUGCCCCUGAGUGCGGCGGCAGCAGCAGGCGAUGGUGUAAGGAAUAUCCCGUGGCUGCCAGCUGAGGGCCCCAUGGUGGACAGUUUAGCUGCCUCAAACCAUUCUCAGGCAUUCACAGCUGGCCUGCCGUUGCUUCGGGAGAUAUGUCGCAUUGCCACAGUGGAAUUGCGAGUGCCUACGUAUCCCGCAGUCGCUGCUGCUAUAUCUGCGGCUGCAACGGGGUCGAGCUCCACUGCAGCAGCGGCUGCUGCCACAACCGCUGCUGCUAGCGCCAUUGGGAUUGCAGGACUCAGGAGGCUAGGCCUCCCAGGAGAUCAGCAACAGCUUCGAAGGGGCCCCUUAUGGGUGGAACCCCCUCCACCAGACGAAGAGGACGAGGGGCCUCGAGGGCCACCACCAACUCUGGUGUCACCAUCUUGUAAUGAGCAGCUUAUGCUAUUUUUAAGGCGUGAACUCUUUUCUCCAGAUUUGCUGCAGCAGCUAGAGCAACAACCGCUUGGCUGCAGAGCCGAGCUGCUGCUGCCCAGCGGGUACGAGGAAGGAGCACAUGACGGGGGUUCUUCGCCUGCUGCAGCAGCGGCCUUCCAGCGGCCCGAAGAUCAUUUUCAGCCGGUAUUGAGGCUGAGACGACUUCGUACGACCCCCUCGAGGGGCGCCGAGGGGGCAGCAGGGAAUGAGGCGGCAACAGACGCAGCGCAUCACUUAGAAGAAAAUACUGGGAGGCACUGCCAGGGACCUUUGGUGGUGGAUGACGCUUUGGUCUUGAUUAACAAGCAGCAGCAAAAGCAGCAGCAGGCUUUGGAGCAGCUCCUGCAGCAGUUGCGGGAAUUGAGUCAUGGCAUCUCAAUGCAGCAACUCGUUUUACUGGCAGCUAUCGUCGAUUCCAUGAAUCCUGCGGAAGCAGCAGCAGCUGCCGCUGCUGUUGGAGAUUCUGAUGCUGUGGUAUUUUCUGACCAGAACAGGAAGUCGGAUGCACCCGAAGCAGCAGCGGAAGGCACUGCAUGCGAGAAGGACCAGCAGCAACAGCUUCAAAAGCUGCAUGAGUGGCUCUCACUGUUUCCGCAAUUGGGAGUUUCUGCAGGGCGUGCUGUUGCGCUGAUGGCAGCAGCAGGGGAGCAGCAGCACCAACACCAGCAAACAGAAGGAGAGCCAAUAGACAUCCGGCUUACCUUCAGCAGCCUCAUGCCCUUCCCAGACGAGGACCCUGGAGUUGUUGUCUCCUUCUUCCUUCCUCAGAAACGCGUGCCCCAGCAGCCGUGGAAGUGGGACCUGCGAAUUUUGGAGGGUCCAUUUCGCAAGAAUCAGCCGGGCCACCCUUACAGGGGCCCCUUGAGCAUCCAGAAUGUGCGUCGGCGCAUCUCCGAGAGGCAGCAGCGGCUCAGCUUCCUCUUGAGUCAGCAAAAGGUCGUCUGCAAGGCUUUUUAUAAAGCUUGGAGGUGCCAUCGCCGCCAACUGGAGCGUCACCGUCUGGCCGCAGGCGAUCUCUUCGGGUGGGGUGUUCUUCCCGUAAGAGCGGUGGACCAUCCAUCUCUCUUGAUGGCUUUACCAGCGGGUUUCAGACAAGGAAAUCCAAAGGAGCCAUACGAGAAACAGCACAGCAGAGACACAGCAGAAGAAGUAGGCCUGCACGACCGAAACGGGGCGAGGAGACCGGCAGAUGCCACUGGCCGUAGGACCCUUCGUGGCGAGGCAUGUAAUGAUCGUCAGCGGGCUAAGGAGGAGGCCGCAAGUCGUGAGAGCAAACGAGAGUGGAUGCAAGCGAACUUCUCAAAUUUGACGGGGCCGGGAGUCUUCUGGCGAGACUCGUGUCUCUUUUCCCAGGGGCAGAGCCUUCGACAAAGAUUCCAACGGCAGCAAGAGAGCAGCGGCGUGCACCCUGUGGAGCUUCUACAGACAGACCCGGAUUGGGCUAUCUUUGAUUGGGAGAGAGAAUGUGGAUACACCUGCAAUAGUACCAGAGUGUUCGAACCAGUGGAGCAGGAAGCCGAGAGGAAAGCGGUGACGGUUUGGGCGGAAUCUGAGGCGCGUACGUUUGUUGAGAAGUUUCUGAUGUAUCCAAAAAACUUCGAAAAGAUCGCCGCUUGUCUUGAUGGCAAGACUACCAGGGACUGCGUAGAUUUCUAUUACCGAUUCAAGUUUAAGUUCGGGCUUAAGCGACGUCUGCAAGAGCUGGAGGACGGAACACGGGUCAAAAAGAAGAACAGACACAUUGGCUCCAAGCAAAUACGGAGGGAAGAGCUCGUCGCAGAGGCUGUAGCUGGCCUGUCGUCGGACUGUGGGACGAGCAUGAUGCGACGUUUCAACGGUCGCAACUUCCUUCCAUUUGACGUCUUCAGCGACCAUUUGCUGCAUCGCGACGCCUUGCAGACCACUCUCAAGGACCCUCUGAGUUGUCGUGGAGAGGAGUGGGCAGAUGGAGAUAGCGAUGGCCCCGAGAUAUUUGUGGAGAAUAUGAGUGAUGGAUAUUUCUUGCCCGCAACCACAAAGGGCUUUGUAGGGCCAGGGAGAGUCGUUAGCCUUCCGGCGGAUGCGGGGCUGUGGGGGCCAGGGCAUCGGUGUUAUGUACCAUCUUGUUUUCUCAUAGACCAGCCCCAGCAGACCCAACCUGAGGGAGCAGAUACAGAUGCCUCUCCUCCAGCCGCUGGCCCUCCUCCCUCGUUGAAGUUUUCGCAGCUGGAUACACUGCUGACCUGUAUACAAGCGGCCUCUCGGAAGCACUCUCAACAGGAUGACGAGGGUCCUUCGUACAUGACGCGGUCGAGGGCUGCCCGUUCGCGGCCAGGGGCCCCAGUGGCAACGGCUGGUGGUCAGGCACCCCAACAGAUGGGAUCGAGCAGUGUGCGACUAGUGGGGGCUGGCGGAGGCCACAGCGGUGCGGGGGCACCCAUGGGACCCGGUCAGUUGUCUCCGAGGGCGAGGGCAAUAGAUUUACUACUCCAAAGGCUAAAAGGAAUUGUGCGGGCGAUGCAGCACAACGCUAGGCUGGCAUCCAGGGAGCGGCGGCGGAGCCAGGCGGAUGAGCCAGCGAAUGCAGUGGGUGACCCUGGCAUGCCGAGCAGCCCCAUCACCCCCUUAAAGCUCACUUCAGAUGAGGGCUUGCCACCGACCCCAGAUUGA
Cyclospora cayetanensis is the source of this 4914-nucleotide messenger RNA. RefSeq lists its product as uncharacterized. The record is from RefSeq and is a predicted model, not a curated record. The transcript has 8 exons. Lineage: Eukaryota; Apicomplexa; Conoidasida; Eucoccidiorida; Eimeriidae. Bases 1 to 4914 code for a protein of 1637 amino acids.